This is a messenger RNA of Lachancea meyersii CBS 8951, 831 nucleotides long. Lineage: Eukaryota; Fungi; Ascomycota; Saccharomycetes; Saccharomycetales; Saccharomycetaceae. The record is from the annotation of a GenBank genome assembly.
AUGGUAGCGCCCACGGCUGUCAAGAAAAGUGUCACUGGAUCAGACGCGUCUCAACUAGAGUCUGGCGCAAGCUCGCGUAUUUUCGGUGGAAACUCGUUCCACAAGGCCGCCGACGACGAUGACGACGAUGAGGUGUUGGUAGACGACCAAAACAUGGACGCAGAGGAACCUCGGCCAGAAGAAAACAGCAACGAGAGCACGAAAAAGCCGCAAGAAGUGGUCUUGGAUGAACGUGGAAAGCCCAGAUUCCCCUCGGCCGCUCAAGCGGGCGAGACCAAGGUCAAACUGGAAUCUCGGAAAGUUACCGUCCCCCCACACCGGAUGACCCCGCUAAGGAACAACUGGACCAAGAUAUAUCCGCCCCUGGUCGACCAUCUGAAGCUCCAGGUCCGUAUGAACCUCAAGACCAAGACCGUCGAGCUCAGAACACAUCCUAAACACACUACCGACCCUGGUGCCCUGCAAAAAGGUGCUGAUUUCAUCAAAGCCUUCACCCUCGGUUUUGAUCUUGACGAUUCCAUCGCACUACUGAGGCUGGAUGAUCUCUAUAUCGAGACCUUCGAGAUUAAAGACGUAAAGACCCUCAAUGGCGACCAUUUGUCUCGUGCCAUCGGCAGAAUUGCAGGUAAAGACGGUAAGACCAAAUUCGCCAUUGAAAACGCUACCCGUACGCGUAUUGUGCUCGCAGACUCCAAGAUCCACAUCUUGGGAGGGUUCACUCAUAUCCGCAUGGCCCGUGAAUCAGUCGUAAGUUUGAUUCUCGGUUCUCCUCCAGGAAAGGUUUACGGAAAUUUGCGUACUGUCGCCUCGAGACUAAAAGAGCGGUACUAA